This is a messenger RNA of Salvelinus fontinalis (brook trout), 3313 nucleotides long. RefSeq names its product START domain-containing protein 10-like. The transcript has 6 exons. Gene Ontology annotation, molecular function: lipid binding. The coding region runs from base 464 to 1255 and encodes 263 amino acids. The record is from RefSeq and is a predicted model, not a curated record. Lineage: Eukaryota; Metazoa; Chordata; Actinopteri; Salmoniformes; Salmonidae.
GUCUGACUAACUACGCGGCCAUGUUGUGUUGUCUAGGACUACCGCACCGCACCUGAAACCGGGAUGUUGGUAACCUGACGCCUCUACCUAUUCGCGGUGCUCCACCACAGUGACUUGUGAUUGGCUGUGAGAGCUUCAGAGGCAGGGGACAUUAGUACGACGUAGGUGCACCUGCUGAAAGUAGGUAGCAGUAUCAACAGGACUCCGGACAAAAGUCCACGUAAAUUAGUCUUAGCUUUACCUUCAAAUUAGUUUCUACUUGUUAUUGGGACUUUAAUUGUUACUGAAUUUCCCCUGGAAAGCACUUUGUGGUGACACCUAUCAUAACCAUCGAACUCAGCAUUGCGGUGGGAGCUAACAAAGCCAAAGGAAAAUCUAAAUACAAAAGGAGAUUACCACUUUCUGUCUGUCGUCAGUCUCCAACUGAUACAUUUGUACCACAUCACAAGGAGGGUACAAGAAGAUGCCCGUUCAGAUACCAGACGAUACAGACUUUACCUCUUUCAAGGAACAAUGUGAAAACCAGGAGGGAUGGACCGCGCGCUACAACAAGGGAAACGUGACGGUGUGGUGCAGGGAUGAAGAGUGUAAAACUAUCCAGAAACUAAAGAUGAGGAUAGUGUGCAAGGACGUGACUGCUGACACCCUUUACGACGUCCUUCAUGACACCAGCUACCGGAAGAACUGGGACAGCAACAUGAUCGACACCCACGAUAUCGGCAGACUUACUGUCAACGCAGACGUAGGAUAUUACUCCUGGAAGUGCCCGAGCCCCCUGAAGAACAGGGACUUUGUCACAAUGAGAUCAUGGCUUCCUCUGGGCAACGACUUCCUGAUCAUCAACUACUCUGUCAAACACCCGCAAUAUCCACCCAGAAAGGACUAUGUGAGAGCGGUGUCUCUGCUGACAGGCUACCUGAUUCAGUCCAACGGAGCCAGCUCCUCCACUCUCUAUUACCUAAUGCAGGUCGAUCCUAAAGGUUCCCUUCCCAAGUGGGUGGUGAAUAGAGCUUCUCAGUUCGUAGCACCAAAGGCCAUGAAGAAGAUCUACAAGGCCUGUCAGAAGUAUCCAGAGUGGAAGAGGAAGCACAACCCUAACCUGAAGCCCUGGAUUUAUCCCGAGCAGAACACCUUACCGUGUAUUAACGUGUCUGACCUUGUACUACAGAGAGCCGACUCACUGGAGAACAUUGAUGAGAGCCGCCUGACGGAGGAGAAACAAGCACAACAUCACAGCGAUGACGAAGAGACCUAGUCUGAGUGAAGACACUGUUUGUAUGUAAUUGUGUGGCUGUGUUUAAAAUAGCACCCUAUUCCCUGUAUAGUGUAUUACUUUUGUGCAGGGCCCAUUAGGCUCUGGUCAAAAGUAGUGCACUACUUACCUAUAGGGCCCUGGUCAAAAGUAGUGCACUAUAUAGGAAAUGGGGUGCCAUUUGGGACACACACUCUGAGUGUGUGUGUGUACAGUACAAAUAACGUACAUGUAUGAUAGACUAUCAUUUUGAUCUGAAAAUGUGUCUUGUUGCAUUUAGUUGCUGAUUUAUCUAUAACGUAUUAAAUCAGAGGGGUUUAACAGGGUAUUUUCAUAUAGCAUGACAAAUUGGGGGGGAAAUCUGACAUAUUCUUCCAAAAAUGGACGCCAUAUUUACGGUGCUAUCGUUCAAUUAAAUAGUAUAAUAUCUCAUUGACAGUAAUAACAGAGUAAACCUUUGAGUAAAACUUUGUGUCUCUUUCAAAAAAACUAAUUUGAAGACAAUAUUUCAAGACCCUAUUCACGUUUGAUUUGACUAAGCUUUCAUUUGGCUCCUGAGGGGUUGCAGCGGUCCAAGCCACUGCAGGCUUCAUCACAUUCGGCUGUGAUUGGGACCCCCAUAGGGCGGCGCCCAACAUCGCCCGCGGUAGCUCGUCAUUGUAAAUAAUAAUUUUGUUUUUAACUGACUUGCCUGGUUAAAUAAAAACAAAACAAAAAAUACAGUAGCCUUUACCAAUACAGGCAACCUACUACAGUAUAUUUCCAGGUCUCUAGAGCCUCCCAGUGGCAGUAAUAUGUCAUAACAUUUCCUCAUCCCCCAGUGUUCCGGAAGACAUGAGUUGUUAGAACAAUGGAAUGUCAAGUUUGUUAGGAAGUGAAUUAGCAUAAUGCACCAAGACAUGUGUUCUUUUGUACAGUGAAUGGCCCACUGAGGCUCCUAAGUCACAGGGGAGGAGAGAUGGCAGCAUAACCUGUUUGGAAUCGUUAUAGUUUUUUAUAACCUUAGGGGUCAUGAAGCAUGUUUAGCUGUUAAAAGGUCAUUACAUCACUUCUACUUUGGUGUUGCCUGUUCUGACUGAAUAUCAAAGAUUAUGUAUUAAUUAAUAAAGUUAUUAUUAGGCAUGUGUUUUCAUUUAAUUCAAACUGUCUUUUUGUAGGAUUUAAUGAUAUGUUUCCAAAAUGGAGCGGCAUCAUGUUCACACUGUCACGGUCGCUGUAAUAAUUAUCGGACCAAACUGCAGUGGUUUGGUAACCAAUGUGGUUUCCACAUAAAAUUUAUUUGAAAACGCACAAAACAACGAAACAAACAACGAUCUGUGACUACAGAGGUGCUACAUGCACUAACUUAAAACACAAAAUUCAAUAUCCCACAAAACACAGGUGGAAAAAAGGCUACCUAAAUAUGAUCCCCAAUUAGAGACAACGAUUACCAGCUGCCUGCCUCUAAUUGGGAACCAUAUCAAGCACACCAACAAAGAAAUAUGAAAACUAGAACGCCACAUAGAAAUAAUAGACUAGAACACCCCAGUCACGCCCUGACCUACUAUACCAUAGAGAAACAAUGGCUGUCUAUGGUCAGGGCGUUUAGUUCAAACUGUCUUUUUGUAGUAUUUUCUGACACGUUUCCAAAAUGGAGCCGCAUCAUGUUCAUACCAACGCACUUGUUAAAUAAAGAGAAGUUGUCUCCUGAUUUUAAGACCUUUGCGGCUGAUGUUCUUGAUUCUUAAAUUCUAAGUACAAGUUCCCAUUUUGUUUUUCUCCGUCGAUAAGGAACGUUUAUGUGUGACUGUAUCCCUUUUCAGAGUUAAAAAUGCAGCUGGGGGCCAAUCCUCAGAAUCUGUAUUGUCUCAGGCACUUCCUUUUCCCCCAUGGCUACUUCCUGUCACAAUUCCUGUCCGCAUCAGUCAGAUUGUUUUUUGAGGGAAAGGAAACGCCACUAGUGUCUAGAUUUCUCACGGCACAAAAGCUUCUCGUUGCUUUUAGAACUCACAAUUCCUUGCUUUGUUAGCAUAAAACGUCUUCCAUUUUGAGUGAUCUUUGAGAAUUAAAGUGUGUGAUGUU